Molecule: messenger RNA, 438 nt
Organism: Entamoeba invadens IP1
Lineage: Eukaryota; Evosea; Mastigamoebida; Endamoebidae
Product: F59H6.5 family protein
Exons: 2
Source: RefSeq, a predicted model, not a curated record
UCUCAUACGAUCAUUAGACUUCCUGUUUAUUGUCCGGGAACCGAACCAGUUACUUUCGAAGAAGAUGAUAUUAUUGAUAUCAAUACAAAAAAGAUGACCAAACUUAAAGCUUGGUUUCACCUUAACACGAUCGAAAAAGAAGCAAAUUUAUUUUUGUAUACUGAAAUACCUCUGUAUUAUACUUGGACAAAAGGAGAGUGGAAAAAACGUAAAAAAGACAGCUUAACACAGUUGGAACGUUUUUGUUUACGUUUAUUAUUACUUCAUGUGAAAGGAGCAAGAAGUUAUAAAGAAAUUAAAUGUUUUGAAGAUAAACAAUAUGAAACAUUUGAAGAUGUUUGUAAAGCACGUGGGUUAAUGGAUAGUGAUAAUGAAUGGGAACAUUGUUUAAAUGAAGCGUCACACACUAUAAUUAUAGGAGGCAGAAUAAUUACUUGA